AUGUUCCGCCGUCUGUCUCAAGUCGCCCACCACCUGUCACCAGCCCCCUCCUUGUACCGACCGUCGGCAUUAAAGAUGGUGGUUUCUGCAGGAGAGCGCCAGGCGCGCACAAUUCACACGGCGGCAUGUCUGAUUAUUGGAGACGAAGUCCUUGGCGGAAAGGUACGCCACACCGCCAGCCCCGGCCGUACCAACUCCGCCUACUUUGCGAAGUGGUGUUUUAAGCUAGGGAUUAAUCUGAAACGGGUCGAAGUGAUUGAAGAUGAUGAGAGCGAGAUCAUUGAGGCAGCUCGCAGGAUGAGUGAGCGAUACGACUUUGUGGUGACCAGGCACGAUGACAUCACCUACCAGUCCAUCGCCAAGGCAUUUGGCCUCCCACUGAAGUUGCACGCUGAAGCGUUCGACAAGAUGAAGCAGAUGUCCAAACCCCACCCCUCGCAACCUAAAUUUGACUGGGACGUCGACUCACCUGCCUUGAAGGCUAAGUUGCGCAUGGUAGAGCUGCCAACGGACGACACCCGGGAUCUCAAAGAACAGGUGAUCUUCUCCGAUGAAGACGCCUGGGUUCCUGUCGCUGUUGUGAAUGGUAACAUUCACAUUCUACCGGGAGUACCACGUAUAUUUGAGAAACUCCUCGAUGGGUUGAGCCCCAUUGUGCUCCCGAGAUUGGCAAACCCAGAGGGCAAGGGAACGACCCGGAUUAUCAUAUCAACGCCAAUGUCGGAGAGUGCUGUUGCACCAUACCUGACGCAGCUCGCGGAAAGAGUCGAACCUCAAGGAAUCAAAGUUGGUAGUUAUCCUCGCUGGGGCAAGACACGUAACACAGUGACACUGGUCGGAAAGAACGAAGCGCUACUAGAGAGUCUCGUUGCCGAGGUCGAGGCGGGCGUGAAGGGGCGACGAGUAAAGACGGAAGGUGAGGAUGAUUCUGAAGCCGAGGAAGUGAAAUAG
This is a messenger RNA of Clonostachys rhizophaga, 951 nucleotides long. The record is from the annotation of a GenBank genome assembly. Lineage: Eukaryota; Fungi; Ascomycota; Sordariomycetes; Hypocreales; Bionectriaceae.